Molecule: messenger RNA, 3775 nt
Organism: Arabidopsis arenosa
Lineage: Eukaryota; Viridiplantae; Streptophyta; Magnoliopsida; Brassicales; Brassicaceae
Source: the annotation of a GenBank genome assembly
AUUUACCCUAAACUAAUUAGACGUUUUAAUCGAACCCAAAACUAGAGCUGUAAUAUGGAUUUUUCGUGUAGCGUUCAGCGCCGGAGUAUGUUUCACAGUGGUGCGGAUUUUGCGAGUUACUGCUUGCCGAAUCGAAUGAUAAGUCCCAAAGGACUCGGCGGCACUAGAUUUUGGGAUCCGACGAUUGAUUCUAAAGUUCGCUCAGCUAUUAGAUCGAAAAGAAAUGUAUCGUAUCGUUCUUCUUUGACUUUGAAUGCUGGUUUCAGUGGAAGAUUUUACGGUCAUUUGCUUCCUGCAAAACCCAAAAAUGUUCCGCUGGGGUUUAGGUUACUUUGUCAAAGUAGUGAUUCUGUAGGAGAUAUGGAUGGGAAUGACCGGAAUUUGGAAUUUGCAGAAAGUAGUGAUGACAGGGAGGUUACGUUUUCUAAGGAAGAGAAAGACACGAGAGAGCAAGAUUCUGCACCUAGUUUAGAGGAACUCAGGGAUUUACUGAAUAAGGCAACUAAAGAAUUGGAAGUGGCUAGUCUCAACAGUACCAUGUUUGAGGAAAAGGCUCAGAGGAUAUCAGAAGUAGCGAUAGCACUUAAGGAUGAAGCAGCCAGUGCGUGGAAUGAUGUAAACCAAACACUUAACGUGGUUCAAGAGACUGUUGAUGAAGAGUGUGUUGCUAAAGAAGCUGUUCAGAAGGCUACUAUGGCAUUAUCUCUGGCUGAAGCAAGGCUGCAGGUUGCACUCGAAUCACUAGAAUCAGAGGGGUAUGAUACUUCUGAAGUUUCUGAAGAGAGUGAGGCUAGAGAUGGUGUUAAAGUUAAAGAGGAAGCCCUUUUAUCUGCUAAGGCCGACAUUAAAGAAUGCCAAGAAAAUUUAGCAAGUUGUGAGGAACAACUCAGGCGUUUGCAAAUUAAGAAGGACGAGCUGCAGAAGGAAGUAGAUAGAUUGAAUGAGGCUGCUGAGAGGGCACAGAUCAGCGCAUUGAAAGCCGAGGAGGAUGUUGCAAAUAUUAUGGUAUUGGCCGAACAAGCUGUGGCAUUUGAGCUUGAGGCUACUCAACGUGUGAAUGAUGCAGAAAUUGCUUUGCAGAGAGCAGAGAAGUCUCUUUUUGGUUCUCAAACCCAAGAAACAACCCAGGGAAAGGUGUUGGAUGGAAAGAAUACUGUUCUAGAUGACGAUGAAGGCUUGAGUGAAAUUGUUGACGUAAGCCAUCAGGCUGAAAGAGACUUAGUAGUAGAUGGAGUUUCAUCAGAUGUUGGGACUCAGUCUUACGAGUCAGAUAAUGAGAACGGAAAGCCAACUACAGAUUUCGCUAAAGAGGUUGAAGCAGAAGCAGAGAAGUCAAAGAAUGUUGUUCAGACCAAAAAACAGGAAGUGCAGAAAGAUCUGCCAAGGGAGAGUUCAUCUCAUAAUGGUACCAAGACAUCAUUGAAGAAAUCCUCUCGUUUUUUUCCUGCAUCUUUCUUCUCUUCCAAUGGGGAUGGAACCGCGACAGUUUUUGAGAGUUUAGUUGAAUCUGCGAAACAGCAGUGGCCUAAGCUAAUUCUUGGAUUUGCACUUCUUGGGGCAGGAGUGGCAAUCUAUGCCAAUGGAGUAGGAAGGAACAAUCAGCUGCUACAACAGCCAAAUAUUGUCAGCACUAGCGCAGAAGAUGUUUCCUCCAGCACAAAACCUCUGAUCCGGCAGGUGCAAAAACUUCCAAAGAGAAUAAAGAAACUACUUGAGAUGUUCCCUCAGCAAGAGGUUAAUGAGGAAGAAGCUUCCCUUCUCGAUGUGUUGUGGUUACUGCUUGCAAGCGUCAUAUUCGUGCCUCUAUUUCAGAAAAUUCCUGGAGGCAGCCCUGUUCUUGGGUAUUUGGCGGCGGGAAUCUUGAUUGGUCCUUAUGGUCUCUCAAUAAUUCGUAAUGUGCAUGGAACCAAGGCCAUUGCAGAAUUUGGAGUUGUCUUCUUGCUUUUCAACAUUGGCCUUGAGCUCUCUGUUGAAAGACUUAGUUCCAUGAAGAAAUAUGUUUUUGGCUUAGGCUCCGCGCAGGUUCUGAUAACGGCAGCAGUAGUUGGUUUGAUCACUCACUAUGUUGCUGGUCAGGCUGGUCCAGCGGCAAUAGUAAUUGGCAAUGGCCUGGCAUUGUCUUCCACUGCUGUUGUCCUUCAGGUUUUGCAAGAACGGGGUGAGAGCACCUCAAGACAUGGACGAGCUACAUUUUCGGUCUUGCUUUUUCAGGAUCUGGCUGUGGUCGUGUUACUGAUUCUCAUCCCACUUAUUUCACCUAAUUCAUCCAAAGGAGGGAUUGGAUUUCAAGCCAUUGCUGAAGCUCUUGGACUCGCUGCAAUCAAAGCAGCAGUUGCUAUCACUGCCAUAAUUGCUGGUGGCCGUCUCCUUCUGCGGCCGAUAUACAAGCAAAUUGCAGAAAACCGAAAUGCUGAGAUAUUCUCCGCCAAUACACUUCUGGUUAUUCUUGGGACUAGUUUACUUACAGCUAGGGCGGGACUUUCCAUGGCAUUAGGAGCGUUUUUGGCUGGUCUACUACUUGCAGAGACUGAAUUUUCCUUGCAAGUUGAAUCAGAUAUUGCUCCAUACCGUGGUCUUCUGUUGGGACUCUUCUUCAUGACGGUUGGCAUGUCCAUUGAUCCAAAACUUCUUCUCGCCAACUUCCCUGUCAUAAUGGGGACCUUAGGACUCUUAUUAGUUGGCAAGACUAUAUUAGUGGUGAUCAUAGGCAAAUUGUUUGGCAUUUCAAUCAUAUCUGCCGUGAGAGUCGGUCUUCUUCUGGCUCCUGGUGGAGAGUUUGCGUUUGUUGCUUUUGGAGAAGCUGUCAAUCAGGGUAUAAUGACUUCGCAGCUAUCUUCGUUGCUGUUUCUCGUCGUGGGAAUAUCAAUGGCUCUUACUCCUUGGUUAGCUGCCGGCGGCCAAUUAAUUGCGUCUCGAUUUGAGUUACAAGAUGUUCGAAGUUUAUUACCAGUUGAAAGCGAGACGGAUGAUUUACAGGGUCACAUCAUUAUUUGCGGAUUUGGACGAAUUGGUCAGAUAAUCGCUCAGCUUCUUUCCGAAAGACUUAUCCCAUUUGUUGCCCUCGAUGUCAGCAGUGAUAGAGUAGCAAUUGGUCGUUCCCUAGAUCUUCCAGUUUAUUUUGGAGACGCUGGUAGUAGAGAGGUACUCCACAAAAUUGGGGCAGAUAGAGCAUGUGCUGCGGCUAUUGCUUUAGACACACCUGGAGCAAAUUACAGGUGUGUCUGGGCUCUCAGCAAAUAUUUUCCCAAUGUCAAAACCUUUGUCCGUGCACAUGAUGUUGAUCAUGGCCUCAAUCUUGAAAAAGCCGGCGCCACCGCUGUUGUUCCUGAGACGCUGGAACCAAGUUUACAGUUAGCAGCUGCUGUUCUGGCACAGGCCAAAUUACCGACAUCAGAAAUAGCAACAACAAUCAAUGAGUUCAGAUCUCGUCACUUGUCUGAACUAGCUGAGCUAUGUGAGGCAAGUGGAAGCUCUCUAGGUUACGGGUUCUCAAGAAGUACAAGCAAACCAAAACCACCAUCACCAUCUGAUACGUCUGACGAUAACCAGAUUAUUGAAGGCACACUCGCUAUCUAACCUUUUUUCUCGAUUCUGGUAAGACCACAUUUCAACUUCUUUUGCUUAAAACUGUACAGAAACCAAAAUGCUUAUUUUGAAGAAUCGUAGUGGAGAAAAAGUAACAAACUCUCAAAUUUUGAUGGGAUGAUGUGUUGAAAUUUCUCUAGUUUCUUUCCUCUGGGGGAAAAACAAAAGCAAAUAAUAUUUGUAUUCAACA